Messenger RNA from Xyrauchen texanus (razorback sucker), 2292 nucleotides. It is a transcript of the gene cdkal1, whose product is annotated as CDK5 regulatory subunit associated protein 1-like 1. Lineage: Eukaryota; Metazoa; Chordata; Actinopteri; Cypriniformes; Catostomidae. The record is from RefSeq and is a predicted model, not a curated record. The transcript is spliced from 15 exons. The coding region runs from base 138 to 1832 and encodes 564 amino acids. Gene Ontology annotation, molecular function: tRNA (N(6)-L-threonylcarbamoyladenosine(37)-C(2))-methylthiotransferase activity; 4 iron, 4 sulfur cluster binding. Gene Ontology annotation, cellular component: endoplasmic reticulum. Gene Ontology annotation, biological process: tRNA methylthiolation.
CUCUUCAGCAUGGCCGAUUGAGAGCAAAACAACACACAGAGGAACAUAAAGAGCAGCACAACUCAGUAUUUUACCUCAGACCUACACAUUUUUUUUCAGCGGUUCAUAUUACGAUAGUAUUUCACGUAUCUCCGAUCAUGCCAUCUGCUUGUGAGUCUUUUGUGGAUGAUAUUGAGGAUAUGGUGACCUCGCAUGACCCCACUCCUCAGGAGCGCCAGUUCGCAAGGAAGAGCAUUGUGCCUCACGCACGCAAACAAAAGCAACAACCUGCAGGAGAAGAACUUCAGGCAGACAGUGUGAUUCCUGGCACACAGAAGGUCUGGGUGAGGACGUGGGGCUGCUCUCACAACAACUCUGAUGGAGAAUACAUGGCUGGACAGUUGGCUGCCAGUGGUUAUAAGAUAACAGAGAAUCCAUCUGAUGCGGAUCUGUGGUUGCUGAACAGUUGCACAGUCAAAAACCCUGCAGAAGAUCACUUCAGAAACUCCAUCAAGAAGGCACAAGAGCAGGAUAAGAAGGUGGUUGUUGCAGGAUGUGUGCCUCAGGCCCAGCCCAGGAUGGACUACCUCAAAGGCCUGAGCAUAAUAGGGGUCCAGCAGAUUGACAGAGUGGUGGAGGUUGUGGAUGAGGCUGUUAAAGGUCACUCCGUGCGUCUGCUGGGUCAGAAGAAGGAGAAAGGCAAGCGUUUGGGAGGAGCGCGCUUGGAUUUGCCAAAGAUUAGGAAGAACCCACUGAUUGAAAUCAUUUCCAUCAAUACUGGCUGUUUGAAUGCUUGCACAUACUGCAAAACCAAGCACGCCAGGGGGGAUCUGGCCAGUUAUACCAUAGAGGAACUCUUGGAACGAGCCAGACAGUCCUUCCAGGAGGGUGUAUGCGAGGUCUGGCUUACUAGUGAAGACACAGGGGCGUAUGGCAGAGAUAUUGGCACAGACUUGCCAACAUUGCUCUGGGAACUGGUGAAGGAAAUACCAGAGGGAGCAAUGCUCCGGCUGGGCAUGACCAACCCCCCAUAUAUCCUUGAACAUCUGGAGGAAAUGGCUAAAAUCCUUAACCACCCACGAGUCUACGCCUUCCUCCAUGUGCCUGUCCAAUCAGCAUCUGACAGUGUCCUGAUGGACAUGAAGAGAGAGUAUUGCUGUGCAGACUUCAAACAAGUUGUAGACUUCUUAAAAGACAAGGUUCCAGGCAUCACAAUCGCCACUGACAUCAUCUGCGGGUUCCCAGGAGAGACGGACGAGGACUUUGGACAGACGAUGGAACUCGUGAGGCAGUACCAAUUUCCCAGUCUCUUCAUCAACCAGUUCUACCCUCGGCCUGGAACUCCAGCAGCCAAGAUGGAACAGGUCCCAGCACAAGUGAAAAAACAAAGAACCAAAGAGCUCUCUGCCCUUUUCCACUCGUAUAACCCUUACGAUCACAAGGUUGGAGAAAGACAGCACGUGCUGGUGACUGAAGAGUCUUUUGAUUCCCAGUACUAUGUUGCCCACAACAAGUUUUAUGAACAGGUUCUGGUGCCCAAAAAGCUGGAGUUCAAAGGGAAGAUGAUUGAGGUGGAUAUUUAUGAAGCUGGGAAGCACUAUAUGAAGGGCCGGCCAGUGGAUGAAGCACAGGUCUUCACUCCCUCAGUCGCUCAGCCUCUUCAGAAAGGAGAGGUGUCUGGACUUCCUCAGGAUUUGAAGAGUUACCAUCAGAAUGGUGUCCAUGCCUCGGUGGAUUCCUCUUCACUCAUGGGAUGGUCAUGGAGGUUUGAGGGCGAAAGACUCAAACUGCUUUCAUUGGGACUGGCUCUAGCUGCCAUAAUAGUGGCUUUUGUGAUUGAGAAGCUCCAUUAACCGAGAAGAUUCAUCAUGAUGCGUCGGAAGAGGCCUUAAAGAGUGUGCAGUGACCCAGGGACUCUUCAAACCAAUGUUCGAAUAUUAAUGUAUUGUGUUUUAAGGUCAAUUAAAGGUAAAUGAGGCAGAUAGGUUUGUGCAAUUAUUAUUUUUUUAACUACUCAUCAAGGACUCUCUCAGGAUUAUUUUAAAGACUGAAACACAUCUUGUUACCAAGUGAUGGCAUGCAUUGUGAUGUUUUUGAAAGGCCUUUUUUUAAACACAUACUUUUUGUUGUGUUUAGAAAUCAAAGUGUCUUUGUACAAGGACAGCUUGAAAGUGUCUUUGGAUUUCUUUUCAUUUUAAAAGGCAGCAGCCAUUCAUUUUCAAGCCUAGGUGUCUCGCUUUUGAGUUUGGGCUCAGAGCAACAGUCUACUGCCAGCUUUGUUCACAGCAUAAAGCAAGUCUAAUAAAUGAGACU